CACGCCUGCUGAACAUACGCUGCGAGCUUGUCGCGAAGUAAAUACAGAAGCCGGAAUCAGCUUUCUUAUUGAUUUUCGGCAUUUUUCGCCCCUAAAUCGUACUGUGCCGGCUAUGUUAUCGAUUUAAAUCGAAGAAAAUAUAGAAAUACUUGUACUGGCGCAAUUUCAGUGACCUUUUUCUCGUUAAACCGGCCGAAAAUCUACGUUCAACAUGCCGCGUGUAAUGAUCAAGGGCGGUGUUUGGAGAAACACCGAGGAUGAAAUCCUCAAAGCCGCCGUGAUGAAAUAUGGCAAAAACCAGUGGUCCCGAAUUGCAUCACUGCUGCACCGAAAGUCUGCGAAACAGUGCAAAGCUCGUUGGUACGAAUGGCUGGACCCGAGCAUCAAGAAAACGGAAUGGAGCCGAGAGGAGGACGAAAAACUUUUGCACCUUGCAAAAUUAAUGCCGACGCAGUGGAGGACGAUCGCGCCCAUCAUCGGAAGAACUGCUGCACAAUGCCUUGAAAGAUAUGAAUAUCUGCUGGAUCAAGCACAAAGGAAAGAAGAAGGCGAGGAUGGCAUGGAUGAUCCGAGGAAGCUGAAACCGGGUGAAAUCGAUCCAAAUCCCGAAACCAAACCUGCCCGGCCCGAUCCGAAGGACAUGGAUGAAGAUGAGCUGGAAAUGCUGUCCGAGGCCCGAGCCAGACUUGCCAACACCCAGGGAAAGAAGGCAAAACGCAAGGCGAGGGAAAAGCAGCUGGAGGAGGCCAGGAGAUUGGCUGCUCUUCAGAAACGUCGAGAGCUGCGGGCGGCUGGCAUCGAGGUGCGUCAGAGGAAGAAGAAGAAGCGGAUGGUGGACUACAACGCGGAGAUCCCGUUCGAGCGGCGGCCGGCGGUCGGCUUCCACGACACGUCCGAGGAGACGUUCAACCCGGACGACAUCGACUUCAACUCUCUUCGGCAGCAGCACCUGGACGGCGAGCUGCGCAGCGAGAAGGAGGAACGCGAGCGGCGCAAGGACAAGCAGAAACUGAAGCAGCGCAAGGAGAACGACAUGCCCAUGUCGAUGCUCAACAACCAGGAGCCGGCGCGCAAGCGCAGCAAGCUGGUGCUGCCCGAGCCGCAGAUCUCGGACAACGAGCUGCAGCAGGUGGUCAAGCUGGGCAGGGCCAGCGAGGCGGCCAGGGAGGUGGCCACCGAGAGCGGCCAGCAGGCGUCGGACGCGCUGCUCGCCGACUACACCCUCACCACGCCGACCACCAUGCAGACGCCGCGCACCCCCGCGCCGCAGACCGACAAGAUCCUGCAGGAGGCACAGAACAUCAUGGCUCUCACGCACGUCGACACGCCCCUCAAGGGUGGUUUGAACACCCCCCUGACCGAGUCGGACUUCAGCGGCGUCACCCCGCAGCACGGAGCCGUUGCCACGCCUAACACGGUCAUCGCAACGCCCUUCAGGUCUUCCAGAGAAGGUGGAGGUCAAACGCCUGGUUCGUCGAGCUCUUUCAACACUCCCGGCUCACAAACCCAGGGCGGAGUUGGUGUUCUGCAAACUCCUCUCAGGGACAGCCUGAAUAUCAACCCUGAUGACGCAGUGGAGACCGGAGGAGCCACCCCCGCAGCCCUGAAGAGCUACCAGCGUCAGGUCAGGGACCAACUGCGCCAGGGGCUUAGUUCCUUGCCGGCGCCGAAGAAUGACUACGAGAUUGUUGUUCCUGAGGAUGAAGAGCCGGAAGGUGCCUCAGAGGCGAUGAUGACCGACGAGGACCAAGCUGACAUUGACGCCAGGAGGGAGGAGGAGAUCAGGAGGAAGUUGGCCGAAGAGCUGCGUGCCAGAUCUCAGGCGGUUCAGCGAGACCUGCCAAGACCUGCAGACAUGAACAUGAGCAUCAUCAGAACUGACACUCAGUCCCUGAAUGAAAUGCAGAAGGCUGAGGAGCUGAUUAAGAGGGAAAUGCUGAUCAUGAUGCACUACGACGCAGUUAAGAAUCCUACUCUGUCCCAGCUAGGGAUCAAAGAUCCUAAUGAGAAGCCGAAAGGACAGAGGCCAUCCGCCGUCAUUAACGAGGCGCAAUAUUUGUCAUUCCUGCAGAGACAUCCCUAUGAUAAUUUUGACGAACAUGACAUUAAAACCGCUAAAAAGUUGCUCUCUGAAGAGCUGGAGGUGGUCAAGCAGGGAAUGGGACACGGCGACCUGCCCUUCGACGCCUACACGCAGGUGUGGAACGAGUGUUUGUCCCAGGUGUUGUACCUGCCUUCGCAAAACCGCUACACAAGAGCAAACUUGGCCAGCAAGAAGGACAGGCUCGAGGCACUGGAGAGAAAGCUGGAGAACAACAGGCAGCACAUGUCCAAGGAGGCAAAGCGAGCUGCUAAAAUUGAAAAGAAGCUGAAAAUCUUGACUGGCGGCUAUCAGUCGCGGGCACAAGGCUUGAUCAAGCAACUGAUGGACCUGCACGAUCAGAUUGAACAGUCUAAAACCGAGUUGUCCACCUUUGAGUUCCUGCAGAAUAUGGAGCGAAACGCUAUUCCAAGGAGAAUUGAGUCUGUUACUGAUGACGUAACCAAGCAGACAAACCGAGAAAAGGAGCUUCAAGAGAAAUUUGAUGGGCUCUCGACGCAGUGUAGCCAGUCGGAGACUCUUCGUCAGCGACUGGCUGAGAGUGUUGAGCUGCUAGCACCACAAGCUGAACCCCAAACCGCGGAAGUGGGCAGUGAUGAUGAGGAUGAUGAUGAUGAUGAUGAUAAUGAUAAUGAGAGGCAAGAGACGGCUGAGAAGUCUCAAGAGAAGGAGGAGGAGGAGCCCAUGGAGGAAGACAGACAAGAGGAGGAAGCAGAGGAGACCCAAGAAAUGGGUGAUGAGGAUGGUAAUGAAAACGAAGAUGAGUAACUUUUUUAGUUUGGUUUUUUCUGUACAUGUAAGUGAAAUAAGUUAAAAAUAAAAAAUUAAGAACUAUAAUAUGAUUAUUUGAAAA
Cloeon dipterum is the source of this 2954-nucleotide messenger RNA. It is a transcript of the gene Cdc5, whose product is annotated as cell division cycle protein 21. NCBI's taxonomy places the organism in Eukaryota, Metazoa, Arthropoda, Insecta, Ephemeroptera, Baetidae. Gene Ontology annotation, cellular component: spliceosomal complex; Prp19 complex. Gene Ontology annotation, biological process: mRNA splicing, via spliceosome; regulation of transcription by RNA polymerase II. The transcript is spliced from 11 exons. The coding region runs from base 212 to 2869 and encodes 885 amino acids. Gene Ontology annotation, molecular function: RNA polymerase II transcription regulatory region sequence-specific DNA binding; DNA-binding transcription factor activity, RNA polymerase II-specific. The record is from RefSeq and is a predicted model, not a curated record.